CUGCGCCAAAACGGACAGUUCCAUCCGCUCGCUGCUGCCGAUCUGAGUUUCAGUGAAGGACUGAGCAGAACAAGGGAAGAAAGCACUCUUUGCGCCUUUAGAAGUUAAAAAUAACGUAUAAAUCAGCUAAUUUGUCGUAUUUCUUCGGGGUGUGUCCAUCAGAAACAUCUGCAGUGAGGAAGGUUGAAUGCAAAGAGCAGCACGGGUAAAUUAUUGAUUGGGACGGUCCUGCUAUAAAAGGAGACGCCGCCUGGGUUCUGCUCUUGUCUUCAAACGCCAAGAUGAGCUACGGAUCCGACAUUUACUCUGCCUCUUCCUACCGGAAGAUCUUCGGGGACUCCGCCCGCUUCUCAGCCUCUCCAUCCCGGCUGGGCAGCUCCCGGAGCGGGUUUAAAUCCCAGUCCGUGACCCGCACCAACAUCCCAAGCUCCUACAAGCGCUCCACCCGAUCUGCUUAUCCAUCUUUGUCUCUGGAAAGCUUCGACUUCACCCAGAGCACAGCGGUUAAUAAUGAGUUCAAAAUCAUCCGUACCAACGAGAAGGAGCAGAUGCAAGGACUCAAUGACCGUUUCGCGAUGUUCAUUGAGAAAGUUCGCAAUUUGGAGCAGCACAACAAAGUGUUGGAAGCCGAACUCGUGACCCUGCGCCAGCGCCAGACAGAACCGUCCCGUUUGGCUGAACUCUACCAGCAGGAGAUCCGGGAACUGCGGUCCCAACUCGAGGAACUCAACGCGGAGAAGAAUCAGAUAAUGUUCGAGCGCGACAACAUUGAGGAUGAGUUUCAGAAACUCCAGGAGAAGUUCGAGGAGGAGAUGAGAAUGCGCGAGGAAGCUGAGCAAACGCUUAGAGCUUUCAAAAAGGAUGUGGACAACGCCACCAUGGUGCGCCUGGACCUGGAGAAAAAGGUCGAAUCCCUUCUGGAUGAGAUCAACUUCAUGAGAAAGUUGCACGAGGAGGAGGUGGCUGAACUCAUGAGCAUGAUCCAGGCUGCCCAGGUGUCUGUUGAGAUGGAAGUGGCUAAACCCGACCUUACCUCCGCCCUCAAGGAGAUUCGCGGUCAGUACGAAGUGAUUGCGAGUAAGAACAUGCAGUCCGCUGAAGAGUGGUACAAGUCCAAGUUCGCCGAUCUUAGCGAACAGGCCAACAAGAGCCAGGAGGUCAUUCGCGCCAGUAGGGAAGAGCUCAACGAGUUCAGGAGGCAGCUGCAGUCCAAGACCAUUGAAAUCGAGAGUUUAAAGGGAACCAACGAAUCACUGGAAAGGCAGCUUCAUGAGAUGGAGGAAAGGAGCAACGCUGAGAUCAUGGGUUACCAGGAUACAAUUGGGCAGAUGGAGAAUGAGCUGAGGACCACUAAGAACGAGAUGGCCCGUCAUCUUAGGGAGUACCAAGACUUGCUGAAUGUCAAGAUGGCGCUUGACAUAGAAAUUGCUGCUUACAGGAAAUUGUUGGAGGGGGAGGAGACACGUAUCAGCACUGGGAUCAACUACCCCACCCCUGGCUCGGUGUCCAGCUACAGCUACCAGUCCCGUAUGUACAGCAGCACUAGCGUGAGCGGAAAGAAGGAAAGCAAGGAUGAUGAUGACAAACAUCAGCAGAGCAGCAAAUCCGUCAAAGGCUCCUCCCAGUCUGACGACUCCAAGAAGGGUGACAAAAUCGACUCUGGAGACGUGAAUCCCACCAACCAGAAAAACUAAAAAUCUCACCCCUCUUACUUUCAUCCUCUCCUCCUUCUGCUUUCUUCAUUACUCUCUUUCCUUUUCCCAAUUAACUCCCCUCCAUAAAGGGGGUCUCAGAGAGGAAUUUAGUGUUUUUCAACUUAUUCUCCACUAAUUAAUCUCCCACUCAGUCACAGAGCAGCAGUCCUUCUGUAGCAAACCACUAACUACUCAAGACACGCAAGGUGUCACAUUGAUCAAUACAUAUAUUUCCAGAGUCAUGUCGCCCCUGUUAACUGCACUAUAAUAAGCUUCUCUCAGCACAUUCGUUAAGGUAAUGUUUAAGUGUUAAGCUUUGGUGAAGGUAGUUUUUCCAAAAUCCAGCACAAAACUUGACUUGCAAUAAUGUUUUCUGUAAGUUGAAUGCAAUGACAAAGCAAUUAUUGUUGCCAGCCUUUGUAACGUUAACUUCUUGGCAUGCUCAUACAUUCCUGAAAAAAACAACAACCCAGAACUAGAUAUACAUAGCUUCAAAAAACUCAACUCAGCCAAAUUCCUCUCCAAGACUGCUCUUGAUUCUUUUUUAAGCAUCUUCUUCCAACACCCACCCACUUGCCCUUUAAACAUGACAAGGAUUUGAGCCUAAUAGCAAGUCCUCACUGCAUGAGGUGUGUGUGCAGUUUGCAUGGUGACUGUAUGUAGGUCCAAUAGCAGUUUACCAACACUUUCAUAGCAGCGUGCCUGCCAUCCCUCUCAGUACUUAAAGGCUGCAUUAAAUCACCAGCCAAUGGGCAAGACUGGGAGUGAGAAUGUUACACAAUACUGCUGAAGCCUUUCACAUGCUGCUAAAUGCUUGUGAUCAAUACAAAUUUUGACAAAUACUGUAUCAAGCCAGGGCACUUAAAUGUAUGUAAACAGCAUCUCAUCCAUAUCAACUGUCAGAACAAAAGGAAAAGGAUAGAAUGAUUGGGAAAAUAGGAGAUAUGUAUUUUGAAAAGAAAGUGUGAGUUUGAAUGAGAAACAAGAAAUGGAAGAUGGAAGGACUUUUUGAGCCAGUUUUAAAGGGUUAGUUCACCCAAAAAUAAAAAAAUAAUGUAAUUUAUUACUCACCAUCAUGUCGUUCUACACCUGUAAGACCUUCCUUCAUCUUCGGAACACAAAUUAAGAUAUUUUUGAUGAAAUAUGAUGGCUCAGUGAGGCCUCUAUAGCCAGCAAGUUAAUUUACACUUUCAGAUGCCCAGAAAGCUACUAAAAAGAUAUUUAAAACAGUUCAUGUUAGUUCAGUGGUUCAACCUUAAUAUUAUAAAGCGAUGAGAAUACUUUUUGUGCGACAAAGUCACGUGAUUUCAGCAGUUUGACACGCAAUCCGAACUGCUGAUUCAAAACAAAAGAUUCUAAGCAGUGUUUUGAAAUCGGCAAUCACUAGAUAUUAUUGAAAAGUCGUUAUUUUGGGUUUUUUUGGCGCACAAAAAGUAUUCUCGUCGCUUUAUAAUAUUAAAGUAGAACCACUGAACUCACAUGAACUGUUUUAAAUAUGUUUUUACUUUAUUGGUGCUGAAAGUGUAAAUUAACUUGCUGGCUAUAGAGGCCUCACUGAGCCAUCGGAUUUCAUUAAAAAUAUCCUAAUUUGUGUUCCAAAGGUCUUACGGGUGUAGAACAACAUGAGGUUGAGUAAUAAACUACAUUAUUUUCAUUUUUGGGUGAACUAACCCUUUAAGUUCAGUGUACCCUGCUGCUUCUGAGUUUGUCUAGAAUUAGUUGUGUUUGGGCGUAAAAACUGUUAAGAAAACUAAAAGUUAGAAUAUACAUAAACAUCUCAACAUUCUCCUUGUAUACUUAUGGAUGCCUGAAGCACAUUGACAGUGUGUCACAAACACAACUUAUCACAAUGCAUCUCAAACACCUAAACUUCAUACUUGAAUCUAGUUGUCUACACUCAGUGUACUCUCAUGCAAAGAAGCCACUGUCAUAGUGAACCUCUAUAAACCAUGGGUCAACAAUGAAUCCCUUUGGUAAACUUAUAAUAUAUUAAAUGUAAAUGCUAGUGAAAUAUCCUCAUAAAACGUCUGCUACACUGCCAGGUUUUGAUACCACUUGCCUCUUGCCUCUAUGUUAUGGCUUUAUUGAGCCUGACUUGCUGCACUCUUUCAAUGUAUAGUUUGAACAGAUUGAUAUAGUUGGACUUAACGUACUUUAAGAAUUGUAUUACAGGAAGCAAGUAAAUGGAUUUUUUUCUCUGUCGGAAUUAAUUUUUCCGAUAAACGCUGUGACAUUGGCAUGCUUAGCUGCGAGGGAAUGUCAGGCAAAUCUGGAAAUUUGUCUUUCCAUUCUCACAGAUGCUCUCUGGUAACGCUGUCACAAAAAUCUGCAUCCAAUCUGAACGUUUUGGGAAUUGCUCCGUUACUUUUGGGAGGGUCAAAGGUGAUUGCAGAAAGCGUAGCGACAAUGCAGUUUGAAGAAGGAGAAUUUCAAACCUGCACUGCCAAACUUUUGUAAUGCAUGUGCGAUCAACAUUCCUCCAUAAUGGCAACACACUUUUACACCAAUACAUAACAAUCCAUCUAAAAUGCUACUGUUUAUGUAUGAAUGCUCUAGGUUAUAAAAAUGCCUUAAGCCACCAGCAGCUUUCUGAAUCUGGCAGAGUGUGCAUUAACAUUUUAUUUCUGCUAAGAUUGUGACCUUGUUUGCUAUUUAGUGUGUAGGGGCCACUGUGUACUGGAUGACUGAAAACUUUAGGAGCUGAAUGUAGUUGAUGUCUCUAUUUAAUCAUUAUCUACUGCUGUAUGGCACAUGACCAAUAAAGACUUGACAUUAUGAAGCCCA
Messenger RNA from Ctenopharyngodon idella (grass carp), 4478 nucleotides. It is a transcript of the gene inab, whose product is annotated as internexin neuronal intermediate filament protein, alpha b. The transcript is spliced from 3 exons. NCBI's taxonomy places the organism in Eukaryota, Metazoa, Chordata, Actinopteri, Cypriniformes, Xenocyprididae. The record is from RefSeq and is a predicted model, not a curated record. Gene Ontology annotation, cellular component: postsynaptic intermediate filament cytoskeleton; cytoplasm; intermediate filament. Bases 282 to 1694 code for a protein of 470 amino acids. Gene Ontology annotation, biological process: intermediate filament organization. Gene Ontology annotation, molecular function: structural constituent of postsynaptic intermediate filament cytoskeleton.